Molecule: messenger RNA, 1969 nt
Organism: Daphnia pulex (common water flea)
Lineage: Eukaryota; Metazoa; Arthropoda; Branchiopoda; Diplostraca; Daphniidae
Product: purine nucleoside phosphorylase-like
Exons: 6
Coding region: 440-1441 (333 amino acids)
Biological process (GO): nucleoside metabolic process
Cellular component (GO): cytoplasm
Molecular function (GO): purine-nucleoside phosphorylase activity
Source: RefSeq, a predicted model, not a curated record
ACAUCGUUUUUAGCGCGUGUGAUCCCAUCCUUAUUUUUCGUGAUUCGGUUUUCUCCACCGGGAAAUUAAUCCGAGACACUUUCGCAACCGCAGAAAAUAUCACGUAUGUUGCAAUCAUAAAUAAGCUGUUGCAUUAGGUUGUUGUUUUCUUCAUGGCUUGAUUGAAAGAGACAUGUAUGAAGAACGGGAGGUGUGUCGACUCGUGCCAACCAAUCCGCAUUGAAUAUACUCGCGCCAUGCAGUGUUGGUUGGCCUUGGGGAAGGAAGGGGGACCAUCGAGCGUGUGUUCUGUUACCCCACAGCCUCCCGCGAACAACCUUAUAUAAGGCUGAGCAGCAUACACUCUCCGGCAGUCACUUCACUAUUAGUUGCGGAAUCCACUGACAUCGACAUUCGUUGAUUUUGUUUAGAAGCUUUUAUUAAAAAUAAACCAAGAAUUAUGGCACCAGAAAGAAGUCAAGAAACGGUUACCCUGACCAACGGUAGUCUCAACAGCAACGGCCAUUAUGUUGAACCGUUGAUGAAACACCCUCUUCCCGAUAUCGACCGACCGUAUACUUAUGAGGUCAUCGAACAAAGUUCCCGCUUUCUUCUGGAACGAACGAAACAUCGCCCACGAAUUGGAAUCAUUUGUGGAUCCGGACUUGGUGGUUUGGCUGAAUUGCUAAAGGAAAAAGAUGUUUUCCCCUACGAGGAGAUUCCAAACUUCCCCGCAUCGACUGUUCCUGGACACGCUGGACGUAUGGUGAUUGGAUUAUUGGAAGAUGUACCAGUUAUUUGUAUGCAAGGGAGAUUUCACUGCUACGAAGGAUAUGCACUGUGGAAGUGCGCAAUGCCAGUAAGAGUGAUGAAACUUACGGGUGUGACGCACAUCAUCGUGACAAAUGCUGCUGGUGGACUCAAUCCAGCAUAUAACGUUGGCGAUAUCAUGCUACUCAAGGAUCACAUCAACAUGCAGGGGUUCGCUGGGGACAGUCCUCUAAAAGGACGUAAUGACGAAAGAUUUGGACCUCGUUUCCCGGCCAUGAACAAUUCUUAUGACCAGCGACUACGUCAGUUGGCCAAACAAGUAGCCAAAGAUAUUGGAAUCGACCAGUACAUUCGCGAAGGAGUCUACGUGAUGCUUGGCGGACCGGCUUACGAAACUGUAGCUGAACUGAGACUUUUGCGCAUGUUGGGCGUCGAUGCAGUUGGAAUGAGCACCGUUCCCGAGGUGAUGGUGGCGAGGCAUUGCGGAAUGACCGUCUUCGCUUUCAGUCUCAUCACCAACGAGUGCAUCACCGAUUACGACGCUCAAGGCGAAGCCAAUCACGAGGAGGUCAUUGAAACGGCCAACAAACGCCAGAACGAUCUGAAUCUCUUUGUAACACGUGUAGUCUCGUCCAUGGCAAGCGAAAUGACCUCAGCCAAUGGUAAGAACGGAUCGGUGGACGAAAAUUGAUAUUUCCGACAUUCAAGUCGGACAUUCGGUCGGGGGGGUAAGCAAUUGUCGUAGGAGAUUCAAUAUUAUUAUAUGUAUACAGUACUACAACCUUACUGUGCAAUGUAAAAUUUAUUUUCUGACGUCAAGCGAUCGUUAGUGCAGCAAUGACGCAUUUUGUCUUCUCCCUUUUCAAUAACAUUAUUCAUAUUCAGAUAGCGAUAGCUGAUAAUCGUUUAUCUUCAUGUCCAGCAAUUUUGAUCCCAAUAUGAAUUACGUACAUUCUAGCCACCUAUACAUCUGUGCAAAUUUAAUAACUAUAAACGAUUUUGAAAGUUGAUUCGAAUGCUGUAAAUUUGUCGGCGAAAACUUCCGAUGAUUUACUGUUGAUAAAAAAUCAAAAAAAUUAAAAUAAAAUUCCUGUCUCAUAAAUUCCCACAACUUUUGUCUUUUCAUCGUUUAGUUUCUUGCGACCAUGUAAAUGUUUUAAUAGACUGAAGCGAAUCAAGUUCAUUUAUUUGCACAAUAUAAUACAAUUUUGAGACAUUU